AUGGUACGUAUGUUGCUUCAUCGUUACGAACCAGAUCUGGAAGUACUGAAUAAUAUAUUUUUUGGGGAUGCAAAUCCAAGUCGACAAAUAUUUUUGAAUGUUUCGGUGCUAUGGGUAGCUACAUCGACCAAUGAUUUCGAAACAGUAAGAUUACUAGUCGAACAUGGAGCCAAUGUAAAUCACCGAACUAAAACAAAUUCAACACCAUUACGUGGUGCUUGUUAUAAUGGUAAUGUAGACAUGGCUCGUUAUUUAAUUGAAAAUGGUGCAGAUGCACAUCUUGCCAAAGAUAGCAAUGAUACGAAUCUAAUGGUGAGUGUAUGUCGUAAGCAUUUAAACAUGGUUACUUAUCUUGUUGAUGAGUUAAAGUGUGAUGUAAAUGAGUGUGACAGUAAUGGCCGUUCAGCACUUUACGACGCUGUCACUUGUGGAUCAAUUGAACUAGUAGAGUUUCUACUCGAACGUGGAGCUCGCAACUUUCGGGCUGUAGUCGAUCAAAUGUCUCCACUAAUGUGGGCAGCAGAAAGAAGACGUUCAGAUCUUGUAGAUGCUAUUUCUCCUUACUGUUCGCUACUUGAAAGGAUAGAAGCUCAAGAACUGCUUGCCAGUGCUUUUAUCUGUGGUAGUCGUGAUGAUCAUGCUUUUGAUCAAUCAUUUAAACAUUUUUCCCGAGCAUUCGAGCUAAGAACGAUUCAUAAUCUUUCGAAAGCUACGAAAUCAGCUACAAAUAAAAUUUUCGAUAAUCGACAUGAGUGUCAAACAAUCGAGCAACUCGAAGAAAUACAUUCGAAUACAGAUCAGUUGUAUAUCGAAGCUUUGCUGGUACGUGAACGAUUGCUCGGUUCGACUAAUGAAGAAUACCGUUAUUCACUAUGUUAUCGUGGUGCUAUUCUAGCAGACAAAGGACAGUAUGAUCAAGCAGUUGCUUAUUGGAUAUAUGAAUUUGGCUUGUGUCAGCAAUAUUCAAUUUCAAUUGAUCCAAAAUAUUUGCGGCGUUUUGCAGCACUUUUUAGUGGAAUGUUAUAUAAGACAAAAUCUAUACCCAUGGAAGCUUUGUUUACAAUAAUAAAAGCAACAACAGAAGAGCUCGAGCAUGACAAGCAAAAUUUCAAUGAUAAUUUGUCUACUUUACUGUUUCUGAUAACAAUUGUGGGUCAGUUUUUAAUAAAAAACAUUGCUUCUACAGCAGAUUGCAGAAUAUUCUUUUCUCUUCUUCAUUCUAUUUGUUGCCGUCAUUAUACUAAAUUAGACUCGAAAAUGUCUUUAUUACAUCUCGCCUUGAAUACUCAAACAUGGGUCGAUGAUUAUCAUAUUAAACGUAUUUGCAAAUAUCCGUGUUUUCAAACAACUCGCAUCCUUUUACAAUGCGGUGCUUCUGUAAAUGCAUUCGAUAUCAUAAAAAAUACACCGCUACAUGUAAUUGCUUCUAGUAAAUCUUCAUAUGAUGAAUCUAUAUUAAAACUUCUCUGUGAUGCUGGUGCUCAUCUGGAUUUUGUUAAUGCUUUUGGGGAGACACCAAUCGAUUUAGCAACAAGGCCAGAUAUCAAGCAACUACUGAAAAGUAGAAUGAAACUUAGUUUAAAGUGCCUAUGUGCACAGUUGAUUCGAAAGAAAAAUGUACAAUUUCAUGACCAAAUUGCUGUUUCACUUAUUAACUUUGUUGAAAAACAUUGA
Messenger RNA from Rotaria sp. Silwood2, 1674 nucleotides. Lineage: Eukaryota; Metazoa; Rotifera; Eurotatoria; Philodinida; Philodinidae. The record is from the annotation of a GenBank genome assembly.